AUCCCAAUCCCAAUCCCUACAUUUCCCCCUGUCAUUGUGGGACACGUGUCCAUAUGAAAUUCAGCUGUUAAACUAAACUUCUAAAAAGUUAAAAGAAAAAGUACAGUCUUCGGAACUUCGGAUUUUCGGAAUCGUCGCCGAUGGAUGACGGACGAUAUUAUUUAAGGUUCUAAAACCUGCUGGGUGUUGUGUGAAAUUUGACGUGUUUAGGAAAAUAUAGGCCUAGGCCUACGUUUAUAUUGUAAGCCUACAAUAUCUGAACAUAAUGAGUGAACUUAGUGACUGGUUUAACUCCGUGCCAAUAUUUACUAGAUGGUGGUUAUCUCUUACAGCUGGACUCUCAUUACUGGGGAGAUUUAAACUUCUAAAUGCUUACCAUCUCAUAUUGGCCUAUGAACCAUUGAUCCACAGAUUCCAGAUAUGGAGACCUUUUACAGCUCUAUUCUUCUAUCCAAUAUCUUCAGCAACUGGAUUCCACUUCUUGAUAAAUUGUUACUUUCUAUACAAUUAUUCAAUGAGACUUGAAACUGGUCAGUAUGCUGGGAGAUCCGCUGACUACCUGUUCAUGCUGCUCUUCAACUGGCUGGCUUGCGUCAUCAUCGGCCUUGUCGCUGAGAUUCCAUUGCUGAUGGAUUCUAUGGUGCUAAGUGUACUCUAUGUGUGGUGUCAACUAAACAAAGAUGUCAUUGUAAACUUUUGGUUUGGAACCAGCUUUAAAGCUAUGUACCUACCAUUCGUUCUAUUUGCAUUCAACCUGAUCAUAUCUGGAGGAGGCAUGAUGGAGUUGGUGGGUAUCGUGGUUGGCCAUGUUUACUUCUUCCUCAAGUACAAGUAUCCUCAAGAGCUUGGUGGCCAGGAGUUUAUUACCACUCCGAGCAUAUUGUAUCAUUAUUUCCCAAAUGAAAGGGUGAUGGGAGGUUUUGGAGCCGUCCCGACGAGGAGGGCGGGAGGCGACCCACCACCCAGACCCGGGGGUGGAGGCGGCUGGGGCGGAUACAAUUGGGGGCGGGGCAAUGUACUAGGCGACCGCUAGCCUACCAAGACUGAUAAGUGUGUUUGCCGCACUUAAUAUAACUGUUAAAGUGAAAGAUUUAGACCACUGUUUUAACUUAUUUUUUGUUGUCUUAAGAACUGUAUUAGUGUUUAUAACAGGCGGUCCAUAAAUAACGGCCUUUUUUUAGAAUGAAGAUGAGUUUAGAAAAAUAACAUUAUUACUUACUUUAUUAAUAUAGAUAUGUUACACAUAAUUGGAUGCCGAUUUCAUUCAUAGCAAAUUAUGUAUUUCAAAUUAUCUCCACCGAUGUCCACACAUGAGUCCAAUCUUUUUUUGAAAAUUUGACUUUUAACCUGCAAAAGUCUUUGACUAAACAUCAGAUGGAAUCUAGGAUGGUCACCUAGAUUGAGCUUCUGUGCUACAACCAGUAUAUUGGGAUGGAAAUGCAAAUACGGUUGCAAAAUAAGUUGUAAACUGGAGCUAGAAACACCUAGAGCAACAGAAUUUUGUCUUGCUGAUCAUUUCGGACUUAGAAGAACAGAUUCUCGUACUCUUCUGAUGUGGCCCUUCUGUACAUACAUACUUUGAUCCCCAAUUUAACAUCCAUUUCAAGAGACAACCCCACCAUGACAAUUAGACAUUAAAAUGGUUUCGAAACAAUAUCUGGCCGGAUGGGCAACAAUCACAAACUUAUUUUUAUAUUAAAAAAUAAGUUUGUGAUUGUUGCCCAUCCGGCCAGAUAUUGUUUCGAAACCAUUGCAAACAUAUUGCAUAUUAGCAUCAACAGAAAUGGCACGACAGAAUAACAUCUGUCCAACGAACCAUGAUUCAUGAAACGGCAUAAUAUGUGUUGUUUAUUGCUACAAUCAAAAUGUUAUGCAUGAUAACAGCUGAGUACUGUGAUACCUAUGUUUAAAACCAUCCGUUAUUUAUGGACCAACUGUUACAUAAUAGAUUUUAAAAUUGGUAUGUUGCCAAUGACCAAAGCAUGUAUAAGUUUAAUAUCCGUGUUCUUGUGGUUAAUGUAAGUACAAAGUUCUUGUUUGCAUUUGGUUUGUUCAAAAUAAUAGCAACAUUGUGUAUGCCUAGUUGAGCUAAUCAGAAAUUAAUAUUUUGAAAAUACAAAUGCUGCCAGGAGUUACAUAAAGGUUACAUAAAAUGAAACAAUGAGAAUGAAUUCAUAAAACCUCCAUGGAUUGAAACCUUAACAGUUUUAAUGUCGAUGAAUGGAUUAUCCUCAGAACCAAUCUGCAGAUAAGGUUUUAUUUAUAUUUAUUUUACAAUGUAUAUCGCACAUUCUUUCUUGUUAAGUUUUUGCAAUUCAGAAAUGACUCGAUUUUUAUGAAUUUUUAGGUGACUAUUAAUACACAAAAUAGUCACGCAAAAUUGCUAUUAUGUUAAGAUUGAUGUUUUAUUUAUUUUAUUUUCCUAUACGUUUUUUCUUCUAAUUGUUGUAUUAAAUAUGUGUUAAACAUAUAAUUUUGAAACCUACACAGGUUUAUUAAAAAGUCAAAACCAGAUUUAUUUUUAUUUUACUGUAGUUUAUAACAUUUUUCAGCCACAAUUAGAUAACAAGCUAAUUAUAGCUAGGUAACUCAAUUAAGUGCUCAUCUGGUACCUAAUCAAAAGAUCAAGAAUCAAGAAACUUUAUUUCCACAAAAUGCAAAGGUUACAUUACUAGAAAACGUCACCUUAGAAUAAGAUAAAGUACAAGGUUUCUUACAAAUAUAAACAAUUUCCCGAAACUCCCCAUGCAGAGAAACAAAACAGCACACUUCACUUGGCAUAACAAUUUAAAAAAUUUACUUACAAAUUCUUCUUUUAGAUAAAAUAAAUCUUUAGGCCUGUACAAAGGGUCUGCCAAAAGGAGCCCCUCAACCCCUUUCUUGAAUUUUGGGUCUGGCAGGUUCCGAGCUUCAAAAGGAAGUUUAUUAACAAACUUGUAACUAAGUACAUCAUUUGACAUCUGAACCUUACUUAACUAACAUGUGGUAAAUUAAGAUCAUUUUCCUGCGUGUAUUGUAGGAAUAGAUGUGGCCUCUUAGCUCAUGAGAAUUCCACUCCUUGAUUUUGAGCAAAGACUGAAAAAUAUAAAGGUUACAAACGGUCAUUAUGUUUUCAACUACAAGUAUUGGUCUACAAUGAUCCAAGUAAUCAGCACCAGCUACUAUUCUAACUGCUUUCUUUUGAAAGCGCAGAACUCUCUUGACCCCAGAUGCGGGCACCCCAGAGCCAUAAAAUAAAAUACUCUGAAAGAAAGCAAUACAAGAAGUUUUCAGCCAGUCUUUUGGUACAAAAUAUCUUAAUCUUCUGAGUAGACUCAGAGCUCUGGAAAGUCUAACACAAACAUGGCUAAUCUGUUCCAGUUUACUUUGAAUUCCAGUUUACUUGGAAAUCUAGAAGUUUGACAGAUUUUCAUUAUAAAAUGGAGAUGUCCGUUGGAAAUAAAUAAAUAAAUUAUGUUCUAAAUUUCUCAGACUAAAGAUUAUCAACUUAGUCUUAGUUUCAUUUAGAAAAAAGUUAUUUGCUUUGAACCAGGCUGAUGCCCCCUCAAUAGACCGUUUCAUGGCUUCCUCAAUAUCUCCAAGCUCAUUGCUAGCCUCAAAGUAGUAGUUUGGUGCCCCAAACACAAAGCGUGAUCAUUUAGCAUAACAUUAAAAAGUAAGGGACCAAGAAUUGAGCCCUGAGGUACACCAUGGGUCAAUUGCUGUACACUGGAUUGUCCCCUUAACACCAUAGAAAUUUAACUUUCCCAGGAGAGUGUCAUGAUUAAUCAUGUCAAAGGCUGAUGUCACAAAAAGUGGCCCCAGCAAAGCCCCCAUCCUCAAAAUACUGAAAAGCAGCUUUUAUUAACUUAUCAACUGGGCCUGAAACCAAACUGGGCAGCUGAUAAAAAAUGGUUUUCCUACAGUUACCUAACAAUGUACAUGUUCUCUCACUGAUAUGAGAAAGCAAAGUGGCCAAUUCGUCAACUAAAAGAUAAUGUGUAAUCAAUCACUCCACUCCAGUUACCGAAACCGAAAACAAACUCACUCUGAAAACUAACACUCUUGUGUGUGUAUUAUGUGUUAACCAUGAACAGCUGUAAUUAAUACAAAUUAUUCGUCUGUUUAAGUAAACAAAAUAUUUUCUUCAUAAGAAAUGCAUUGGGAUUUUGAUGGCCUGAGGGGCAAAGCCGAGGACAUUACAGGAAUUGGUGAAACGGGCCGUCUCCACAAAAAAUACUUAAUUUUGUAAAAAUACGUACAUUAUUAACGGAGGAGUAGUAUUUCGUAGAAAUCGCCUGCAUGUAUUAUAUAUAAGGAUUCUCUGUCAGGUUGGAAUUACAGUACCUUUCUUGUGAAAUGGCACAACCCUAGCAAUUUUAAAAACAUAGAGGAAAAUAUCUUUUAAUAUACAACAAUCUAUACAAUAUGUUAAACGCCGAUCUCAAGAAAAGUCGGCUUUUUUGUUGGAUCAAAACUGUACCCAGCUGUUCUUAAUCAAAUGGGUUUUCAAAAAAAUUAUCAAGGCUAAAAAUACAGCGAGUUUUCGAGUAAAAACCUUGACGCAUCUCUCGCCACUUACACAUGUUUGGGUUAAAAUACGCCUAGUGGCAUUUCUAGCCUAAAUGGUUGAUAAAAAUGAAAAACUUAUCAACAUUUUUACCAUGCCUAGAGUAUUUGACCCUAAUGCUGAGCCACUGAUUGGUCUAUUAUUUGAGCCUUAUUACACGAGGUAGCCAGCGACGAAACUGGCUGCUCAGUUCGUCAUGGGGCAUUGAUUCUUAUGUAUGCGAUUACAAGAGGAUAGCCAACGACGUAGCCAGACUUUGGUGACCGGCUGGCUACCAAGCCCCGUCGCCACUGGCUAUAAAAAACCGGAAACAUUCUGGCUACUGACUUGGGCUACUAGGUUUGGUAGUCAAUGUGUCACCAGCUACUGUUGCUGGCAACGUCGCCAGGCUACCUCGUGUAAUUUGAGCCUUUGAGCUUCCCACCUAAUAUGCAAACCCCACACAGCCAGAAGUUGUUAGUUGAUCCAUAUUGUCGAGAAUGUUCGAUUUUAAGUUAUAUAUAUAUAUAUAUAUAUAUUUCAGUUCCUUAUUAAAUUCCGAAUCACUUGGUGCAAGUCCAAUGCAUCUACAAUUUUGUUUGUUAAAGUUAUACGACUUUGAAUAAUUUAUCUAUGUAAAAAGGUAAUUUUGAGAAAAAUAUUAUUUAACAAUUUCAAAUAUGCAUAAAAACAGAUUUUUGUUGUAUUUAAGAAACGAUUUUGGUAUCAAAAGAAAGUGUAUAAUGUCCUCUUUGGAGGCAAUACCAAUUUUUGUCUUAACUCACAGUAGUUUUCAUUUAAAUUAUUACUAGUGUACCUGUUGCUCGAAUUCGAGCAAUUUAAAGCAUUACAGGCGUUAUUUUAAAACAAAUAACGGUCAUAAUUUCCGAUGACUUUAUAAAAGUCGACUCAAAGAUUAUGGAAAUACUCACGAUGUACACAACAGUUAGAUAUAAUCAAAAUUGUUUGUAAAUAUCUUAUCUUUUUUCAAAAGCUGAUCUUGUUUUUUAGAGUUUUCUACAAAUGUUUCCCACUCAUAGCCGCAUUAGGUUCUCUAUAAUAAUGAUUAUAAAUGAAGAAAAAAACAUUAUUUCUAUUUCUUCUAAUUCAGUUUUAUUUUUAGUGGGCCUAUAUCAAAUUGUCCAUGAUUUCAAGUUUUAUCCCAUAGUAAUAAUUACACCAACCCAAGUAUCGUCUACAGAUGCAAUACGCCAAAGAAUAUCAUCUACGUGCAACACGCCUACGUACAAUCUCCAAAAAGUGGUAAAAAAAAGGCAGAAACCAACCCAUACAAUAGACAUAAGUUAACUCCAUAAGAAAUAAUUUUAAGAGUUACUGUGAUAUCAGGAUUUUCCACUGAUUUGGAUUGCACAUUAUAACAUUACAACAUUAUUGCAAAACAUGACACGAUUCAAAAGACAAUUGAUUUUAAAAUCAGAAAAAAAACUUUGCAAAUACUUCAUUUUGACAAAUUCAGUAAAUCACAAUUUAAAUAUUAACAGCUGUAUCAUUAAAAAGUAGUGUAAAAUUAUGCAUAUGGUCAUAAUGUAAACUAAUCUGCUGAGGGAACUUUAAAGGCCUCAGGGGCAGAGCCCCAAGAGAAUUUACCUCGUUUCUCUUUUGAUGGCUCAUCUACAGACCAAGACCUUUCUUUAGAGACGCCUACCAAUUUUCUACGCCCAGUCGUUCUCUGAAAUUAGCUGUGACAAAAACCCGUUUUUCCCCCAUAAGAAUAACAUGGGAUGGGAAUUUAAAGGCCACUGGGGCAGAGCCCCAAGGGAAUUUACCACGUUUCUCUUUUGAUGGCUCAUCUACAGACCAAGCCCUUUCUUUAGACACCUCUACCGAGUUUCUACGCCCAGCCGUUCUCUCAAAUUAGCUGUGACAAAGAAAAACAGUUUCAAAUUAAUAUAUAGAUUUUACUGAUGCAUGUCAUAAAAAUCACAUUCCAGAAAAAGGACCUCUUGUCGGUCCUAUGCUAUUUCUCUAUAACAUAAAAAAGGUACCUCUUGUCGGGACCGCAAAAUUUGUGAGAUAUUUUGUCCUCCCUCUCCGUAAACUGAACUUUGUUGUAGUACUCUAAAUUUCCACUAGAAUGCAGGACAAUUCAUUUUUUGGACUAAAGUCUGUUUAUAAAGUGAAUAUUAGAAAUGGGACCUCUUGUCGUUAUGACGAAUUAACAUUGAGCGACAACAGAUACUUUUUCUCAGACCGUGCGCUAACAAAAUGAUUUAUUUCGACCUUUUACAUCUUCGAUUCAAUAUUUUAACCAAUACUGUCCUGUUCCGUGUUAAACAAGGUAUAACAAUCGAUAAAAAACCGAAUUUCAAUAUUUUUAACCUUAAUUACUUAUAUCGGCAGUACUAAAAAUUUUGAAUCGCCGACAAGAGGUCCCUUUUCGCUUUCCACAUAACACAUAUUUUUUUAUUUUUUAUUCAUGUAAAUGGUUAUUGAUUUUUAAAUUUGAUGGAAUUAACUAAAUACUCACUUACAUUUGACGAUCAUGCAACUGUUAAUCAUAUUCUUUUGUAUAUAGGAAAUAAGCCAUACUUAUUUUUAUCAUAACUUUUUGUUGCUUAUAUAGUGUUACAUUAAAGGAGUCACACUGUUUUAAAUUUGUAUAUAAAUAAAUAUACAUUAUUUGUU
Messenger RNA from Macrosteles quadrilineatus (aster leafhopper), 7174 nucleotides. Its product is annotated as derlin-1-like. Bases 266 to 1033 code for a protein of 255 amino acids. The record is from RefSeq and is a predicted model, not a curated record. Gene Ontology annotation, biological process: endoplasmic reticulum unfolded protein response. Gene Ontology annotation, molecular function: ubiquitin-specific protease binding; misfolded protein binding. Gene Ontology annotation, cellular component: endoplasmic reticulum membrane; Hrd1p ubiquitin ligase ERAD-L complex. The transcript is spliced from 6 exons. NCBI's taxonomy places the organism in Eukaryota, Metazoa, Arthropoda, Insecta, Hemiptera, Cicadellidae.